Bursaphelenchus okinawaensis is the source of this 3506-nucleotide messenger RNA. NCBI's taxonomy places the organism in Eukaryota, Metazoa, Nematoda, Chromadorea, Rhabditida, Aphelenchoididae. The record is from the annotation of a GenBank genome assembly.
AUGAAUAAUAUCACGUUAAAAGCGGCCGACGAUUGUGUCGAUAUCAAGGCUUUUCUAUGGACGAAUCAGGGCGAUCUCACCUCGCUGCCCAGUACCAUGCUGGUGUUUUUGGUACUAUACGUACUUAUUAUCACGUAAGUUGGGGUUGAAUUUAAGCUAUUUGUGGUGGGGGAGGAGGGGGGGGGGAUGGGGAUAGGCUUAUAAAAGGCCGGGCUGGGGCUAAUGAGCUUAUUUUUAGGUCUAAUGGAGCUCAGGAAGGGUAUUUUUUGAAUCUUUUUAACUUGGAAAGAAAGUUUUUGCAAUUUUUCGAAAAAUUUUAAAUAAAUUUUAUUUUGUGUAGAAAGUUUUUGCAUUUUUUUCAAAAAUUGACUUAUCCGACAAAUGUUAGGUUGUUCACAUAAUUAUGUGCCCCCUAACACAAUAUACUGUAAAAUUAAUUUUUUUGAGAGAGGGCACAGAAUUACGUGAACUAUCUAAAAUUUCUACGCCGAACCGUAUUUUACCAUUUACCACCCCCAUUUCAGACUAGGCGUGCUGGGCAAUGGCUUAGUGAUACUAAGUGUGAUACGACACAAGUCUCUACAAAGCGUCCGCAACAUGUUUAUUGUUAGCUUGAGUUGUUCGGAUAUUGUGGCGUCGCUGGUUUCGGGUUCAGUCACGCCCAUCUCCGCCUUCACCAAGAUCUGGCUGUUCGGCGAGACUUUAUGCAAAUUUGUACCUCUUAUUCAAGUAAGGGAAAUUUUUGUGAUUUGAUUUAAAAGGUAAAGGAAAUUAAGGUAGAGUAGAGUUUAAAAAUAUCAUUUUUUUUCAAAAAUUUGCUUUGAACUGGCUCAAACUUUUUUGAGCAAUUAAAUACUUUUAUUGAAAAAAUGACGUUUUUUGCCAUUUUUCGAUUGAUUUUGACUAAAACAAUGAUAAAAGCUGUCAUAAAUGUUCAUAAAAUAAAUUUUUGUCCCAGUUAUAUUAAGUUUAUCACGAAAUUUUUUUUAAUUUCGAAAAUUUCGACUGGAAACAAAGCUUUUGCAAAAUUUUGAAAUUAACUAAAAAUUGACAUUAUACUAAAUUUUAAUCAAUUAUAACUUGUUUUUGAUCUUGUUUGACCUUUGCAUUAGUUUAAAAUGGCAAAAAACGUUACUUUUAACGCCAAUGUGCCUGUAGUAAAAUGGACAAAAAUAUCGCAAAAAUUCAAAUAACUGCCGAAAAUUAGUCGUAUUUUACAAAUAAUCCAAAUUUUACACCAAAAUUACUUCAAGCCGUAUUUUACAUUUUUAAACCCACUACCACACUAAUCAGUACCAUUUGCAGGGUUCCAGUCUAUGCUUUAGCACCCUAACUUUAACCGCGAUCUCGAUUGAUCGCUUCAUUUUGAUCAUAUAUCCAACAAAACGGUCGAUACAAACCAAGCAUGCGUUACGGAUGAUCGCUGUGAACUGUUUUAUCGCCAUUUGCAUAUCACUACCUAUGGUAUUUAAGCAAAAACUGGUCGAUUAUGCCGACUUUUGUGGUCAGUUUUGUACCGAAGACUGGAAGGAAGACACUUUUGCUAGGUCGGCUUAUGGUGAGUAAUAAUUUUUUUCUUGAGAUAGGGAUAUAAAAGCUUUGGGAAGAUUGAAGAGGUCAAAAAAGGAUUGGAAGUAUAAAAAAAGUUUAAAAAAUUGAAAAAUUUGACGAAAAACUGAUUGUUUUGGGCUAAUUUUGAAGCUUUUUUGCCAUUUUUUAAUAGACAAACUAAUUUUAAAAAUUAAAAAAUUAUUGUUAAAAGUGAGUAUAGUAAUAUUGCAUCGCAUAAAAGUAAAAAAUGUCGUCUUUAUAACUUAAAAAUGUCAUUUAAUUGAGUUUGUUUCCAAGCGGAUUCGAACCCUCGUGGAUUUCAGUUUUCCACCAGGGUUCGAAUCCGGGUCAAAAAUGAAAAGUUUUUAAAAACAUGGUUUUCAGUAAUUAAAAUAAUGAAUUUAAAAUGUAAAGAUAAAUUUUUCUUUUUCAAAAACUAAAAAAAAUUUUUUUUAAAAUUUUUUCUAAACCACCUCAUUUCAGGCACUAUGGUAUUCAUCCUCCAGUUCGUAGUGCCAUUUGUCAUCAUAACCUUUUGUUACUUGAUGAUCUCCAUCCGUCUUGGCCAGGGAAUGCUAGUAAAAGACCGUAGCGAUCAUCAACAACUUAAUCAACAACAAUCAGAACAACGUAAGACUGCCCUAAAGCGUCGACUUCGUACCAACCGGAUGUUAAUAGCUAUGGUAGCUGUUUUCCUAUGUUGUUGGACACCAGCUGUGCUGUUCAACUUCCUCCGUGACUACCAAUGGUUGCCGCAACUUGUCGCGCAACAAGAGUAUUUGUUUGGCGUCAUCACUCACUGUAUAUCAAUGUCAUCUACCGUGUGGAAUCCAUUGUUGUACACCAUGUUGAAUGAGCAGUUCCGGCUGGCUUUCGCCGAGUUCUUUAGAUGUUGUAGGAAGAGCAAGCCAAAAUCUGGUCGAUAUAAGAGUGCGAAUGGGUCGAAUGAAUCAAAGACCAUUAAUACUAGGCUUAACAUGGCCAAAGGCUCUACUGUCAAUGGAUUUGUAUUCGAUUUCAAAGGAAAAAGACCUCAGUUAGUUAGGAAUGAAGAGGCUGAUAAGUGGAGUCCGGAAAAGCACGCUAGGAACGAUGAGAUAGGCCAGAGAUGGAUGAGUGGGAGUGAUAGUAAAGAAAAAAUCAUAGAGAACGAGGAGAGACCAGAAAAAGUUAUGAAUAAAGAUGACAAGAUUCAGAAGACCGGCUGCAGAAAUGACAGUCGACCGAUGAGCGGAUUUGGUGACGAUGAGGUUCAGAAGGCUGGUUACAACAAAACUGACGAUCAAGUGUAUCCAUACUGUUCUACAAACCAAGGCCAUACUAUCAACAACAAUAUUAAUCAAAACAGUCUACUAAAUAAUGGCAAAGACCUUCAGAGUACGAUCAUGAACAACAUAGCCCCUCAAAAGUCCUUGUCCAACUACAACACACUACAGAAUGCUUCAGAAUCCAAACAAGACGCAGAAAUUUGGCCAAACACAAGCCUAGCCCACCCUUUCUCUACUGCAACAACAACCAACGCGAUUCCACAAAGCUACACAAUGCCACAGAGUACCGUGCCAAACCGAUACUCAACAAGUCCGAAUCGACCGCCAGCUCGAACCUUUUCAGCCCUACGUAACAGUAUGAGAACCAAAGCUGCUAAGCCGGAACCAGCCAAAUACAGUACGAAUAUCGUGCAGGAUUCAUGGCCUGGUACUGUAGAUUUGAUUUGUCAUAGCGAGACAAAGAUUGAGAGUAAAGAUGGAGGACAGGUUGGAGGAGAUAAUGAUAAAGUAGAUGGAAAUGGAAUGAAAGUUGAUCGAAAUGAAGAGAAACCAAAUAUGAAUGCUGACAUUUAUGUUGGAGAAAAGAGAGAGAAGAUAUGUCUACCUCAACUAGGACCAGCCUCUCAUUGGGGCCUGCUUGAGAAUGAAGAACCAAUUCAGUUGGAGGAGGGCGAUUCACAAAUCUAA